Messenger RNA from Carcharodon carcharias (great white shark), 5594 nucleotides. Its product is annotated as receptor activity-modifying protein 3-like. Gene Ontology annotation, cellular component: signaling receptor complex; cell surface; membrane. Gene Ontology annotation, molecular function: coreceptor activity. The transcript has 4 exons. Lineage: Eukaryota; Metazoa; Chordata; Chondrichthyes; Lamniformes; Lamnidae. The record is from RefSeq and is a predicted model, not a curated record. The coding region runs from base 646 to 1161 and encodes 171 amino acids. Gene Ontology annotation, biological process: intracellular protein transport; receptor internalization; regulation of G protein-coupled receptor signaling pathway.
AACCUGGGCUUCAAAGUGAUCAAAAUAAAAGCGACCUAAGGGCCAACUUUUUGCCAUCUCAUCCGCUAUCCCGUCCGCAGUUGUUUCGUAAUGUGGGAAUGAUUGUUAUUUUUAUCGCAAAUGUAUUCGAUGUUAUAGUUGGUGGUAUUAGGUGGCCUUUAAGCAGCAUGUCAGGGGGAGGAGAGGGUACCGGUGAUGAACAAGCCGCACAACGUUGACAGAGAGAGAGAGAGCGAGUGCGGGAAGUGGCUGCACCGCUACUUAUUUUGACGGCCAUGUGAUCCUGCGACAGCCAGAUCGAUUGGAGAAGCGGGAAGCACGGGAGGGGGAAGGAAGCUCGGACAUCGGCGGGGCGGGGGAGGCGGAACAUACAGCAACCCUCAGCUUGUGUUUUUUUUGAAAAAGCGCACGAGUAUCGCGGAGGCUGCUCCUUCCUCCGAUCGCCUGCAAGAAGACUCGCACCUGGAAAUCAAACUUCAGCCGUAGACCGUGGAGCGGCAACUUCUUCCAAGUGCCCGCCUAACCCCGCCACUCCUCCCCGCUUCUCCGCAAAUCACGUAGCGAGCAGCAGGGACCAGUUACUGCCCGAGGAAAAAGCCCCCGCCACCUUUCAAUGCAGCGCUCUCCCAGAGCCGAGGCAUCGUGAUGGAGAAAGAUGUCUUUCUUCUUGUUCAGCUUUUAGCUCUCGCUGUUUGGGGUAAUAGUUUGUUGACAUCAAGCCUUUCAGCCAAGAACAAUACAAACCUGCAUAAUCAGCCACAAACAAGCCAGUCAGAGGGGAAAACAAAACGGAUCUGUAACGAGACUCUUAUGUUGGAAGUGGUGCACUUGUGUGGAUAUCACUUUGAAAGCCAACUUAACAGAAUGAAUUCCAGUGACUGGUGCAACUUCACACUCAUUGCUGGCUAUUACGAUAUUUUCUCAGAGUGCACAGAGUCCUUAACAGAAAAGGUUGACUGCUUCUGGCCGAAUCCACAAGUGGAAAACUAUGUAAUUAAUAUCCAUAAACUUUUCUUUUCAAACUGUACUUUGGAGAUGAUAAUCUUCCAGGACCCUCCUGACAAGAUCCUCAUUAUCCUCAUCACAGUGCCUAUUUUACUAACCAUUGUAAUGAUAGCCUUGGUGGUGUGGUGUAGUAAGAGGAAUGAUAUACUGGUGUAGAUUUAAGAAUGCAUCUUGGACAGCAAAUCAAAACUACUAUUUUGCAAACACGCUAUCUUAAUGUGAUUUGAGUCAAUUCCACUGGCAAUGUCUAGAUUGUUGUUCAUCAGCUUCAGUUGGAAGGGGAUAUGGUCCAGUGGUGAUCUCAGAACAGGCACCUGCACCAAGAUAGGUUAAAGCCAUGGACCUUAACUGGGAAGAAACAGUGUCUGAUUUACUCAAUAGCAAAAAGUUGACCCACUGGACUCAAAUGAACAUGCUUAAACUGUGUUACAAACUCAUAUGGCUCAACAACCUAGCUCUGUUUUAUCAAACUCAUACACUUCACUGGAUAACCAAUUAUAUUCGCUAGCCAACGUCGCAAAUUAAAGUUGUAACUACCCAAAUCUAUGUUACAAUAAAUUAUGAAGCCAGCUAUGUAAAGAUGAGAAGGAACAUCUUUGGACACAAUCACAUGAAGAAGGAAUCAGCACUUAAUGAAACAAACUUUUCUAAUCUACUCAAGAUGAUUUCUCGGAGUUGGAGCGUGUGGAGCGAGCUCCAGGAAGGAUGUUGAGAGUGCUUCCCAGAGAAGGAGAAGAAUGAAAGGAAAUGGCUGACUGUGCUUUCGUCAGGAGUGGUACGGGAACUGGCAAGAGCUCUGCAUUUCCUAAGCUCUCUCUUAUGACUUAAAAUUAAAUAUGCUGCUCAUCUCCUCCCAGUUUGUUUUGCGGCAGAGGAGAAAUUACAACGGUUGUCAUGCGACAAACAUUAUGCUAUUAAGAUCUUAGUAUUAAACAGACAUUAGGAAAAUAGGUAAUUGUUACGACAAAAUGAACAAUGGUCAGAAUACAAUAGAUGUGCCCCAGUCUGUGAUUGCUGUGAUGUAGUAGAAGUGAAGAUUGCUGUGCUGUAUCCUAUUUUUUGUCUGAAAUGACAUAUACCUGUUUAUGUAUAUUUUAAGUUGAUGACCUCUUCAAACAAUGGUAGGAAAUUAGAGUGUUCCACUUAAAGCUAAAACAUGCUUUUUGGUAAGUUCCUGACACCCAGGCUGCACAUCACUGCACAACAUCUCAUUUAACAUGUUCAGUCAUUCUCAAAACAGCUAACAAAAGUUUUUUUUUGAAAAACAACCUUUGCUGCGAAAAGCAUGGGCCAAUGAUCCUGGUAAUUACACUUCGAUUACUCUGCCAGUUAAGUCCUGUUGCUGAACCUUGAAUGCAUUCUAGCCUAUCAGGUCAGGGACAAUGUUGCCUCUAAUUCUUUUUAGAGUGUGUGGGCAAUUUGUACAAGUGCACAUGCCCCUUAAUUUUUUUUGCAUGGCUGUACACGUGCAUCAAUGUAAAGGGGUCAACUUGUGCACGGCCUGCGUGGCCACUUUCAGGUUAAUGCAUGUCCUUAGAAGGAGCAUUGGUCAGGAAGAGGUUACCUAGUUUAAAUUGCAUUGAAGGACAUCCAAGCCACAGGAGAUGCAUAUUCAGUAUCUGUCUUCCACCAGAGAUUGCGUUUUGCUGAACCAUCACACAGGAUCUUUGUAAGCGGUUUGAGAUUUCUCUUAAUCCAGGCCAUACAAUUGCCAUUUUGGAGGGCAUUCAGAUGGGACAUAGCAGUCAUGGGACCUGCUCAGCCUGGAAUCAGGAAUGCUUCCAAUGUAGCGAGUCUCUGCCCCCACAUGAACCUGGUCACACCCCCACCACAUCAGUGGUCUUGCUUGGGACACAUGGAGGUUCCACUCCCCAAAAAGACCGAAAGAAACAUCAGGGAAGGGUUAGAACCCAGAGUAUUCAGGACUUUAUCUAAUUUUCAGCCAUUCCAUCGUACUCCACUUCCAACCAUGCUGACAUUGGAAUUGCAUAGAAGGGUUGAGGAUUUUUGGUGUCUUUAACUUUGGUGUCAAUAUUGAACAUAUGUCCAGUGAGUGAGAAAAUCCGUUGCCUUUUACAAAAUUCUAAAUUACAAUUUAAAGACAUUUGGUAUGUUUUUGUUCUAAUUUUUAAACCACUUAAGGCAUAAGUAUUAUCUGUUACGGUAGGAAAUAACAUUUACACCUAAUUGUGAGGAUUUAUGAAUUAUAUUUUAUUUGAAUUCUCCAUGUGCUCUGACUUGGACCAAGAUGUGAAUGUUUAUCAUGAGGGAAAAUCAGAGGUUUUUGUACCCUGCCCCUGAGAUACAGGUUCCCAAAAAGCAACCUUUUUCAUAAAAAGUAAUAUGUAUAGAAAAGGCCAAUAAACCAUACUUGAGGAUAAUAUAUAUUUAAAACUAAACAAUAAUUUUAUUUAUAUUUACUUCAGUAAAUAAUAGAAUAGGAGUCCUUAAAUAUCUGUAACAAGUGAGGCUACCAUUGUACUUCAGUGCUACAUUCUGAUUCAAAUAACAGUAAAAUAUUUUACACAUGGUAAAAUUAAAGUUACCUGUUUUCUUCUUGACAUGAGGAUUUCUGACAAUGACCACCUUUAUAACUCAAAUUUCAGAGUAGCUGGAGAAGGCGGAAUGAAGCUUUUAAAUGUCCUCCAGGUCUAAAAUUAUUUCUCCCCGAUCCUUUUUAAGGUGUCCUCUUACCCCAACCCUAUUAUCAUUAGUCAAAUCACCAAAUUCUGUGCCUCUGCUAACAUUAGUCUUGAACCAGCUUCUAGGGAAGAACAGGCCUGAGGAUUUUCUUUCUGUCUUUUUCUGGAAAUGCUUAGUUUCUGCUUGAUGAUUGUUGGUGAUCUCAGAGAUUGGGAUUUUACUGUGCAAUGAGUCCUAAGCAUGAUUAACACCUUAACACUUAAUAAUGACUGUUAGAAUAAUGAUGUAUUCUUCCAUUGCUGUGUUCUGACCCCUGUGUAGAAAAUGCAAUUUACAACAGCUUGUCACAUUACUGUCAUAAUCCUAAUGAUGGCAGCAGGAUAAAAUCCACUAUAAUCUUGAUAUUAAACAUUUUGCAGAGCUGACCUGAAACCUAAUCAAGAGGAAGAGAAGUUCUAUUUGUGGGUGGGGGAGGGAUUUCGGGGUCACACUGGUUGACAAUACAGAAGCUGCGGAGAUAGCCUGGAAUAAAUUUUUCAUAAAACCAAUGUAAUCAGCGAUUGGUUCAAAUAACCAGUUGAGGACUAGUAUAUGCUGUCCUCCUACGCUUGUGGCUUUCCAUGCUAUUUACAAUCCAGAUGCAUGAGGUUGGGAAAGCAAUAACUUCAGGCCUUUGCCAACGCCCAUCUGAAAUUGACCGUUAUAAAACAUACAUAGGCAGGCUGGGGUAAUCGUCAAUUCCAGUUAUCCUCUUGUAUUGCUGCUGAAACAUCUGAGCUACUACGUUCUGCAUCUCUCCAUUGCGGCACAGUUGAGAUCAGACAUGGUUGAAAUAAGAAUGCAUUUAUUGGUAUAAUAUGUUGGCAUUCAAACAAGCUCUAUCACUAUAGCCCAAUAGCAGUUACUUCAUACUCAAUCUAUCAAUAUCAAUCUUUUUAUUUUCCUGAUUUUUUCAUCUGAAAGCAGUGGCUCAUAUUGGGAUAUGAUUUCACAGGUGUCAUCAGCCUUCCAGUGUCUCGUCCAAGUGCAAGUCAAGACAACAUCAGCAGGUAACUUGAUCAAUGGAAGCAUCACAGCUAAUUCUCCCCUUAACUGGUGAUCAUUCAAAUGUACUUUCCAGCAGCAACUAGUGAAUAGCAACCAGGACCAAUUUUUGUACUUCUGAACUCUGGGCAUUGAGGCCAGUUGGACCACUCUGAUUUCUACCACAGCUGAAGCCAGCUAAAUCAGCUCAAGCCCAGAAUGAAAUCUGGCACCUUGAUGGUCUAUCUUGUAUGAUAUAUUUACCUAUCAAACUAUUGUCAGGAGCCCUACCAACCUCAAUCAAUAUUACAUAACUGGCUGCUCUGUCAACAACAAUAUGAUCAUGUAUCAGUUCUGGUUUGUAAACCUGAAAUUGCUGAUGAUAUUUUCUUUACUUUUCCUUUUGAAUCUACCUCUGUCUCAAAAAUGCACAGGAAUAUUAAAUGCUAUGCUUCACUUUGCAGUGUUUGAAAAUGUCUGUUUUUACUUUUAAUUGGCAGCAUAUUACUUUUAAAACUGUAUUCUUGAGGCCUAUUGCAUCCCAGUGCAUAUAAACAGCCUGUAGGUGAUUAAGCAUGUUAUGCUCCAGUGCACAGUACUCCUGUGGGUGGUUAAGUGUAUAUUAUGCUCCAGUGCACAUUACAUUCAAGGUUAUAACAUGUCAAUUUUAAAAAGCUUGAAAGAUAUCUUUGUAUGUAUUACCUUUACUAAACAUUAAUGGUCAUAAAUGAAUCCCAGCAUUUACAAUUAAUAAGAAAGCUGAGAUAUAUAAAAAAGGAUGCUGUGCAUCUUUAAUUUACAAUGUUUCCAAAUACUGCACAGAUGAUGUAGUCUAAUCGAAUGGGAGAAGUCCAGCUUUGUUUUGACCAGCUUUGUGUUAUUUAAAAAUGGAGUUUUGGAAUAAAAUGUGAAUUGUUGUGAAA